AUGUCCCUGCGGACCAUUCGGGGUUACCGCACCGUCUCUGGGGAGGUCGCUGGCCUCCUGGUUGGAAUCGCCCCACUUGACUUGGUGGCGGCGGAACGGGCGCGGCUAUAUCAUAUAGUUUGCGCCGCCCGCCGACCGCCAAGGGUCGACCUCGGCAGAGAGGAGGCCGAGGAGGUCGAAGAACACGUUUUCCCGGUGGAAGUACUCACCAGUCAUGGGUGUUUUAGUGAGUACCUCCAUGGAGUGGGGCAGGAGCCAACCGCGCAAUGUCACAUCUGCGGCGAAGACGUGGACACGGCGCAACAUACGCUCGAGGAGUGCCCGGCAUGGGCAGAGCAGCGUCGUGUCCUCCGAGCCGCGGUGAGAGGGUAUGACCUCUCGCUCGGGACCGUGGUCGACCACAUGGUCUCGAGCGACAGGUCGAGGAAGGCGGUGGCCUCCUUCUCUGACACAGUAAUGUCCGAGAAGGAGGCCGCCAAGAGAACCCGGAAACGGGACCCGGGAUCGGCCCAUAGGGUGUGGGCGCGGGGGCCACCCUCGCGCCGUAGACCCCCGCCAAAUAGGCGGGGAGCUUUGAGCGGGACUGUGCGGGGCUCGCCCCCGCGUCAGGUCACGUCCCCUUCGCAAAAGGGGGGAAAGGCCAAUAAGCGGAGAAGGCCAUCGGAACGGGGUGUGAGCUGA
Hylaeus anthracinus is the source of this 681-nucleotide messenger RNA. RefSeq lists its product as uncharacterized. NCBI's taxonomy places the organism in Eukaryota, Metazoa, Arthropoda, Insecta, Hymenoptera, Colletidae. The transcript has 2 exons. The record is from RefSeq and is a predicted model, not a curated record. Bases 1 to 681 code for a protein of 226 amino acids.